AACAACCGAACGGGCAUUAUGGGAGAAGAGCGGAAUCGUAGGGGUUUCCGGAUCCCUUUGGAUUGGCCUUGGAGAAAGUGAGAAUAUAAGGGAGUAAAGAAAAGUCAAUCUUUCGUAGCUUAUCAUACGUUUACACUGAGUCUUAAUUUGCCAAGUAGCUGCAGGCAUGUCACAGUCCAGUGAGAAGGGAAAGUUCCCUGAGACAACUGGGUAUGUGGGCUUUGCCAACCUCCCCAAUCAAGUACACAGGAAGUCAGUGAAAAAGGGCUUUGAAUUUACUCUAAUGGUAGUAGGAGAGUCUGGACUGGGUAAGUCUACCCUGAUCAACAGCUUGUUCCUCACUGACCUCUACCCUGAACGCUACAUACCUGGAGCAGCUGAGAAGAUCGAGCGCACGGUGCAGAUCGAGGCCUCGACAGUAGAGAUUGAGGAGAGGGGGGUUAAGCUUCGCCUCACUGUGGUGGACACGCCCGGAUACGGAGACGCCAUCAACAGCCAAGACUGUUUUAAGACAAUCAUCCAGUACAUCGAUAAUCAGUUUGAGCGCUACCUGCACGAUGAGAGUGGCCUGAACCGUAGGCACAUCGUGGACAACAGAGUUCACUGCUGCUUCUAUUUCAUAUCUCCAUUUGGACACGGACUGAAGCCCCUGGAUGUGGAGUUCAUGAAGGCCAUCCACAGCAAAGUGAACAUCGUCCCGGUCAUCGCCAAAGCCGACACCCUGACGCUGCGUGAGCGGGACCGCCUCAAGCGGAGGAUCUUGGACGAGAUCAGCGAGCACGGCAUCCGCAUCUACCAGCUCCCAGACGCCGACUCCGACGAGGACGAGGAGUUCAAAGAGCAGACGCGCGUCCUGAAGGCCAGCGUUCCCUUCGCAGUGAUCGGCUCCAACCAGCUGAUCGAGGUGAAGGGAAAGAAGAUCCGGGGGCGUCUGUACCCGUGGGGCGUCGUGGAGGUGGAGAACCCCGAGCACAACGACUUCCUCAAGCUGCGCACCAUGCUCGUAACCCACAUGCAGGACCUACAGGAGGUGACGCAGGACCUGCACUACGAGAACUUCCGCUCCGAGAGACUGAAGAGGGCAGGCAGAAAGGUGGAGGACGAAGUGCUGGACAAAGAUCAGAUCCUGAUGGAGAAGGAGGCUGAGCUGAGGCGCAUGCAGAAGAUGAUCGCGCAGAUGCAGGCUCAAAUGAAGAUGAAGCCCGGGGACGACUGAGGAGAACGACGCCUGCAUCCCUCCCUCCGGCUGUCUUUGAGCUGCAGCAGGAGGAAGGCGCUCCAUCCUAAGUUACCCCCACCCUUUAGUUUAUAUGUCCUCCUCAAAAGACCAGCUUGCUAGUGUGUAUUUAUUUGUCUGUCCCAAACGGGAUCAUUUCAACCCAUCAUGUUCUGCACAUACUGACUGAUUUACUUUUAACCCAUUUGAUUUGGUUUUUUUUUGUUUUGUUUUUUUUUGCUUUAACCAUAUCUGCAUACUACGCAUGGUGUUAUUCAUGUAUUGCAGUUUCUAACGUGCCUGGAUCAGUCUUGCAUAGCAAACAAUGCCAUGGCCAAAGCGUGGUUAUUGCGGUAGCCGUUAUACAUUACAUGUUUACUUCCGAGCGCCGUGCUGUGGCUGCAUCGUGUAUUUUCUGUGCUGCGCGGUGCCCGUCGCCUGUUUCCAGCUCUCUUUGCCUCAGACAGAUGGUCUGUAACGGGCACUCAUGGCUUUUCUAUGGCUUCACAGUAUAAUAGGCCAUUGCAGCACUAUUUUAUACUCAGAAGAGGGAGUUUACAAGUUUACAGUCAUAUGAACUCCUAAGAGAAUGCAUUUGUGAUAGCCUGGUACAAAGUAGAUGCCAGACGUUUCAGCAAAACUCGUCAUAGUGUGUAUGUGGCUGUGUGUCUGAAACUGCAGCAAUCUGUGCCCUAAAUUCAGUCAUGUGUAACCUACAUCUGCUAAAUUAUCUUGAAUGAAAUGAUGUGACUUAUGGAAAAUGCAUAAAUAUGUUAACAGUUAUAAUCACUGGCAAGCAAGAAACUGAAAUGUCCAUUCAUACAUUACGUGAAAAUGACAAUCAGUCGGUCCUUUUGAAGCUAACAGCUUGUACCACGCAGUGGCUGCCAGUAGAGGGCAGCGUCUCCGUAAAUUCACGACCUAAGCACUGCUCAUUGAAGACUAAAUAUGAUAUUUAGAUAUUUUAGGCAAACUUAAAUAAGACGGGAGGUGAUGAUCUCGAAUAAAAAUGUUUGUUUUAAGCCAGUGUAUCCGCAUCUACUUAAGCAUCACUGCCGGAUUUAACCUUGCUUCGUAAAUCGACUUACUUUUUAGAAGCAAGUCAUUUCCAAGCCUGGCAGUGAGAAGGGUGUCCGGGAUGAAUAGAUCAGAGAGGGGUUUCGGCGCAGGUAGAGCCAUUACCGUCCAUGCACGACACCGCAUCUCCCCGGCACGUCGCUCAUCGUUGGGAAAACGCCGUGUUUUUUCUAAGACUAACCUUUGCUAACGUGGUUUGGUCAUCUCCUGUUUUCAGAUUCAUGCGAAUGUGUUGCAAAGUUGCACGACCACGGUACAUUUGAGCGUAACCCAUUUUUUUAUGCUCGUACUCUUUUUGUAUUCAUUUUGAGAAAUAAAUGUUCAAAGAUUCCGA
Molecule: messenger RNA, 2627 nt
Organism: Electrophorus electricus (electric eel)
Lineage: Eukaryota; Metazoa; Chordata; Actinopteri; Gymnotiformes; Gymnotidae
Product: septin-2
Biological process (GO): cell division
Molecular function (GO): GTP binding
Source: RefSeq, a predicted model, not a curated record